This is a messenger RNA of Anolis sagrei ordinatus, 2917 nucleotides long. It is a transcript of the gene FUCA1, whose product is annotated as alpha-L-fucosidase 1. Gene Ontology annotation, cellular component: lysosome. Gene Ontology annotation, molecular function: alpha-L-fucosidase activity. Lineage: Eukaryota; Metazoa; Chordata; Lepidosauria; Squamata; Anolidae. The record is from RefSeq and is a predicted model, not a curated record. Gene Ontology annotation, biological process: glycoside catabolic process; fucose metabolic process.
CAAUGCGCACGGCGGAAGCGAGUUCCUCUCUGAGGGAAUCCAAGAUGGCGGCUUGGGCGGUGUUUGUUGCUCUUCUCUCCGUCGCGGCGGCAUCUCCUCAGCGCUACACGCCGGACUGGGCCAGCCUAGACUCGAGGCCGCUGCCCGGCUGGUUCGACGCGGCGAAGGUGGGCGUCUUCGUGCACUGGGGCGUCUUCUCGGUGCCGGCCUGGGGCUCGGAGUGGUUCUGGUGGCACUGGCGGGGCGAAGGGCGGCCCGAGUACGAGCGCUUCGUCCAGGCCCGCUUCCCGCCGGGCACCAGCUACGCCGACUUCGCGCCCCUCUUCACCGCCCAGGACUUCCUGCCCGAGGCCUGGGCCCAGCUCUUCCAGCAGGCCGGCGCCAGAUAUGUGGUGCUGACCACAAAGCAUCACGAAGGCUUCACCAACUGGGGUUCCCCUGUGUCUUGGAACUGGAACUCGGUAGAUACAGGGCCCCAUAGAGACUUGGUGGGACAACUGGGAGAUGCCCUCCGAAAAAGGAACAUACAUUAUGGGCUGUACCACUCCCUCUAUGAAUGGUUUCAUCCACUCUAUUUGAUGGACAAAAACAAUGGAUUCAAGACUCAGUAUUUUGUCUCUGAGAAGACUAUGCCAGAGCUUUUUGACCUUGUUUUAAGGUACAAGCCGGAACUCAUCUGGUCUGAUGGAGAAUGGGAAGCUCCAGAUACAUACUGGAACUCAACUAAUUUCCUUGCCUGGCUUUACAACGAUAGUCCAGUCAAGGACACUGUGGUGGUGAACGAUCGAUGGGGCUUCAAUUGUUCCUGUCAUCACGGAGGCUACUAUAACUGUCAAGACAAAUACAAGCCCGGGACUUUGCCCAGCCACAAGUGGGAGAUGUGCAGCUCUAUUGACAGGAGGUCUUGGGGGUAUCGAAGUGGCAUGCAAAUCUCUGAGCUUAUGGAUGAGUCCAGCAUCAUUAUGGAACUUGUGCAAACUGUGAGUUAUGGAGGAAACUAUCUCCUCAACAUCGGACCCACAAAGGAAGGGGUGAUAGUUCCAGUCUUUCAGGAACGGCUUCUGGCUCUUGGAAAGUGGCUGAGCAUUAACGGAGAAGCCAUUUACGAGUCAAAACCAUGGAGAGUUCAAAAGGACAAUGGCAGUGACAGCACUUGGUAUACUUCAAAGGGAACAGUAGUCUAUGCUAUCUUCUUGACCUGGCCAGAAAACAGUGUGUUGAAGCUGUCAUCCCCUGUCCCAUCUGCAAGCACUCAAGUGACAAUGUUGGGGGUCUCUGCCCCUUUGAAAUGGCAGGCCUUGCCAGACAAGGGGCUGGGGGUCACUCUGCCCUUGACCAUCCCUUCCCUGCUUCCUCUGCAAUAUGGCUGGACUCUCAAACUGGUUGGUGUCUCCUGAUGGCGAAGCAGGACAAGAAUCAAGGCACUCCCAGAGAUGAAACUUGGAUGCCGCUGUGAUUAGUGGCACAAACAGAUUAAGACAUAAACAAAUCAUUGUUGAAUGAAGCAAAAGCUUUAUAUGUUAACCAUCCUCAAGUGCUGCAUUUUGAUCAGAAAGGAUUGAAGAAGCAACUGUCUUCCAACAUGAUUUAACUGCCAUAAUAUAUAAAGUAUCGCUUAUAUGGAAUGAGAACCAUCUCCAGAGAUUUCAGGGCAAUUGUCUGGGACUAUUGUGACCAGACACUAGAAGAGCAGCUGCUGAAGGGGAGACCGCCAUUGUGUUUAUCGUCUUUUUCAAAAUUCAUCAUUCAACCCUGGCUUCCAAUCUGCUUUGAUGGUGGUGGGAGCUUUCUUAUUUCUACUUGAGAUUGUGAAAGGUCCUACAGAGUUUUUGGCCAAGAUAAAGAAGCCUGGAAACAGAGUCAUUGACAGGUGAAUUGCAAAGGGAAGGGACCACAGAGUCAACUCAGAUUGCUGUUGGCAAGCCAUUACAGUUUUGGAGCAAUAGAUACUCAAAUACCAAGCCUUUUCAGUUGUUUUGGAAUCUAGAUGGGAACAAAAAACAACAUAGUUCUUGGGAAACAGUGAAGUUAAUGACGUCCAUUGUCAGGAGUCUGCCAUUGGGCAAGAUCGUUUAGUCAAAUUGAGAGAGUGCCCAGAUGAUCAGGAUGACUUGUUUGGUAAGGAAUGACAUUUGGAUGAGGAUUACAUCCAAUGAAAUCUCAGUAUAUUCACAAAUGAAUGCAGAGUGUCCAGCUAAGUUGCCUACAGAGUAGGUAAUCUCUUUGCUCAAAAGAAGAGUGCUGCCUUGAAUGGUCGAACAUUCAUAUGUUCACAAAUGAUACUACGCUAUUUCUUUAACUUGCACCUUUUAUCAAACCUCCAGAAGCAUUUCUCCCACAACACAUUUCCUUUAUGAAUGGCUCAUGUUUUACCUGCUUUUUGUGAACGAUUCCCUUAUUUUAUAAUUUGAGCAGUCCUUUAGAUAAUCAAACACAAAAUAUGGAAGGAAAUCUUUGCACUUGCACUCGUGUUCCAUGGAGGAUGUUCUUGCAGAUGGAUCGGCUAUAUUUUUUUGGUAUAAUUAUUUUCAGUUUUGCUACAGCAUCAUCUAGUGUUAGAUUAAAAUGCAGGGGAGUUGGCAUUCAGUUUUGACACUGCAAAGGGAGUAUGCACCGGUUAUUUGCUUUUCAUGUGGAAUGCAGACUGGUAGGCCCUGGACUAUGAAGAAAGGAUUGAUCAGUACAGUUCUUCCAUCCCGGAUUGCUAUAAUGAAGAAAAGUAUGCACUUGCUUAAGAAUAUUUGUGUUCUUAUUAAAUAGUUGGUUAUUCUAUGGCAGGAAAACAGCUUGGUUGUCCCAAACUGCGAGUGGUCCUUCUUAUAUAGGAUGCUGCCAGAUUUCAACUGCAGUGCCUUUUUUGUACCUAAAUUUUAUAUGUUACUUGUUUUUUUAUAAAUAAAAACUUGAAUCUGAAUAA